AAGGGGGCAAGUGAAAAGAAACCUAUUAAGAUUCCACUUAUAAUGUAAGCCCACCUUCUUUACUCAACCCAAUCAUUCUCUCUCAUUGCCACAACAAAAUCUCAUUUUCCUCAGAUCUAACCCUUUCACUCUCUCUCUCCCUCAACAAACAAAACAAAACCAACAAACAAACAAGCCCCAAAUUCACAUUCCUAUUCAAAUUCCCUUUCACUUCCCUAAAUGCACACACCACCACCACUUCCACCAUGCCCACUCUCCACAAAUUCAAGCUCUUAGCCACCCAAUGCGCCAUCGCCGGCAGCCCCACCCGAAGCCCCACCACCAGCCCCGUCAUCCACCUCCGCCGCCGCAAAACCCUCCGCAUGUUCCUCGCCCGCCCUCAAGACCGCCGCCGCUUCCACCAUCCCCCUCCCCUAGAUCCCCCCGAAACCACCACCACCGCCACCGAUGAAGCCAAGGUCCGCCACAAACUCAAGGACCUCUUCAUCUCCUCCCCGUCACCACCACCACAAGACAACAACAACAACACCACCACCACCACCACCAGCAGCUUCAAACAGCAACAGCGGCCGGACCAGCACGACGAAGAAAUCCUCCCUAGCUCCGCCAUCAGUGUCCGAUUCCGCAGCAGAUCCCCGCUCCGGAGAUCCGUAGCCGCCGCCGCUCUCCGCCCGGUGACAUCGGCGUUCCGGUACAAGCUGCUCAGACGAGCUUGGCGGCCGGUGCUGUUCACCAUCCCGGAGUAACUAACAGUAGUAAUUGUAGCAGUUUCUCUCUACUGUGAUAACUGUACGGUUGAGUGUUCAUUUCCAAUUUUUGUUAUUUUAUUAUUUCUAAUUUUUUGAGAAAUAAUAAAUAAUCUCAUAAAUAAUAA
This is a messenger RNA of Lotus japonicus, 874 nucleotides long. RefSeq lists its product as uncharacterized. NCBI's taxonomy places the organism in Eukaryota, Viridiplantae, Streptophyta, Magnoliopsida, Fabales, Fabaceae. The record is from RefSeq and is a predicted model, not a curated record. The transcript has a single exon. The coding region runs from base 246 to 746 and encodes 166 amino acids.